AUGACAAGCGAUCACAAAAGCAAGUGGAAGUGCGCUUUAUGUCUGUGUCAGCAGCCGAAACAACAGAAUGAGAACACGCCGGUACGCACUGACAAUCACAACGUAACCUUGCGCCGCGCAAUGCCAAGUAAUCUGUCAGGAACCUCUAGCCGCCCUACGGAGACUAUAGAAAUGGACGUGUCCUUUUCAUCCAGCGAUGGAUUCGCCGUAGUGUCUCAGGAACAAAGUUUGGAAUCACCAUCUGAUUUUCGUGUAUUAGUGACUGAGAUACGGUUACUUAGACAGGAAAUACUAUCCAUGAAUAAUAAUAUACGGGAUCUCAAAACGGUUGUGAGCGAUCUCAGUUCAAAAUUGUGUGAGUGCGAUAAGCGCAUUGAUAACGUAUGUGCACGUGUUGAGGACCUGGAGUCUCGUAUCGGGACCCCUUGUGAUGGUGCCCUCGCAGAUACCGUGGCUCAGCUAAAAGCUGAACUCAAUGACCGUGAUCAAGAGAUGCUUCUUAAUCAAAUUGAGUUUACAGGCGUUCCAGAACAGAAAGGUGAAAACCCUGUAUCCACAACAAUGGUUCUGGCAAAGAAGAUAGGUGUUUCAUUGGCGGAGUGUGAUGUGGUGAGCGCCUUACGAGUGGGUCGUGUUAUAGUGGCAACAGAAACUGAACACUCAGUACGUCCUCGUCCGCUGGUGCUGACCUUGACUCGCCGUGCCGUGCGUGACCAGCUUCUCCAAGCUGCCCGCGUGCGACGUGCUGCUACAACAGAGGGAACGGGUAUGGCUGGGCCACCUACUCGUUUUUUUGUUAAUGAGAGACUUACCCGUCAAAAUCGUUACCUAUUUUUCAAAGCACGUGAACUGAAAUCACGAUUCAACUGGAGGUUUGUAUGGACCAAGCAAGGUAGAAUUUAUGUACGAGAAAACGCUGGACUGGACUCUCUUCCGUGUCGUAUCAGAACGGAAAAUGAUUUAAUUCGAGUUUUUGGAGUAUCUUCUGUUUGA
Diatraea saccharalis (sugarcane borer) is the source of this 993-nucleotide messenger RNA. The record is from the annotation of a GenBank genome assembly. NCBI's taxonomy places the organism in Eukaryota, Metazoa, Arthropoda, Insecta, Lepidoptera, Crambidae.